Messenger RNA from Dioscorea cayenensis subsp. rotundata (Guinea yam), 2007 nucleotides. RefSeq names its product subtilisin-like protease 4. The record is from RefSeq and is a predicted model, not a curated record. The coding region runs from base 1 to 2007 and encodes 668 amino acids. The transcript has 2 exons. Gene Ontology annotation, molecular function: serine-type endopeptidase activity. NCBI's taxonomy places the organism in Eukaryota, Viridiplantae, Streptophyta, Magnoliopsida, Dioscoreales, Dioscoreaceae. Gene Ontology annotation, biological process: proteolysis.
AUGGGAGAGUUUGAAAGUGGCUUUGUUUCUUUCUUGGUUCUUGUAUUUUUUCUUUCAUUUAACAUUGUUCUCUUGGUUCACGGCCAGCCAGUGCCUAUAGUCAGUGACCAUGGAGAAAACACUAGUCAAUUCCAAACCUACAUUGUUCAUGUUCUGAAGCCAGAGGGCUCAAAUUUCUUGGGCACCGAGGAUUUAGAGAAUUGGCACAAGUCCUUUUUGCCUAACACUACUCUAGACACAGGUGAGCCGCGGUUGCUUUACUCAUAUAAAGAAGCAAUUAGCGGGUUUGCAGCAAGAUUGACACCUGAAGAGGUGAGAGCCAUCGAAAAGAUGGAUGGAUUUCUGAGGGCAAAUCCAAGCCAACGGUUUGAACUCCAAACUACGUACACUCAUAAAUUACUAAACUUGAGUACGAUAUUUGGAGCUUGGUCCACAACCAACUCCUUUUUCGGUGAGGGGAUCAUCAUAGGAGUAUUGGAUUCAGGGAUUCACUUCCCCCAUCCUUCUUUUGUAGACGAAGGAAUGCCACCACGUCCAAAAGGAUGGAACGCAAGUUGUUACUUCCAAAGGCCAUCUUGUAAUGAUAAAGUCAUCGGGGCACAAUCUUUCAAAGGAGGUAAUACGACCAUUCCACCAACUGACAUAGAUCAAGGUCAUGGAACACAUGUGGCUGGCAUUGCAGCAGGCAAUUUUGUGGAUAAUGCGGAGGUCCUCGGCCAAGCUCUGGGAAAAGCUGCAGGGAUGGCGCCAAAAGCAUUUAUAUCAGUGUAUAAGAUUUGCUGGAAAGGCAAAGGGUGUGGAGUAAGUGAUAUCAUAGCAGGUAUAGACAAAGCAAUUCAAGAUGGGGUGCAUAUCCUUCAAAUGUCCUUUGGGGGGAACUGGCCCAAUUCCUUUAAAGAGGAUGAAGUCGCUAUUGCCACAUACUCAGCAAUGCAGAAGGGGAUCUUCCCUGCACAUGUGCUAGUAACGAGGGGCCCAGACCCAGAGACAUUGGGUCACUAUGCUCCGUGGGAUAUGGUUGUUGGAGCAACCACUACAGAUCGAAGAAUAAGAGCAACUGUGACACUCGGCAAUGGGAUGCAAUUCCACGGAGAAACUGCCUAUCAACCCAACAACACAAUUACUAACAAAUUUCUUCCCUUGGGAAAGAUUGUGAUGUGCUACGUUGGAGGCAAAGCAGAAAGCGAUGAACAAGUUGAUAUUGUCAGGAAUGCUGGAGGUGCUGGCGUGAUCUUUGCGAACCCUAAUAGGAUUGGAUUCACAACAUAUUCAGCACCUCACCAUAUUCCAGCAUCACAUGUGAGCCACAAAGAUGCCAUUAAAAUUCAACUUUAUUUUGCUACAAAUGACACACCAACAGCAAAGAUUACCUUUGGUGGCACUGUAUUUGGUGUUCGUCCAUCUCCGGCGUUAGCCUAUUUCUCAUCUAGAGGCCCGCCAAUGAAUAAUGGAAACAUUGUGAAGCCAGAUGUCACGGCACCUGGAGUCAACAUUCUAUCUGCAUGGCCAGUGGAAGUUGGGCCCUUCCCGUCCGGUCUAAAAACAAAAACAUUCAACUUCUUGAGUGGCACAUCUAUGGCUACACCUCACGUUUCUGGAAUUGUGGCUCUUAUUAUGAGCAAGUUAAAAUAUGAAAAUAACCGGAAAUGGUCAACUACAGAGAUUCAAUCAGCCCUCAUCACCACAGCCAACAUAUUCGACUUAGAUGGAGAACCAAUCUUCGAUGAGGCAUCUUUGAAAAGCAGUGCCAACAUUGUCCAACGCGGAGCUGGGCAAGUCAAUGCAAUUAAAGCCAUGGAUCCUGGUCUCGUCUACAACAUUGAACAAGAUGAUUAUGUUGCCUAUCUUUGUGGAAUUUAUUCUAACAACAGCCAAAAGGUGCAAAUCUUCACGAAAGACAACACCCAGUGUACCAGAUCAAUCUCUGGUGAGCAACUCAAUUAUCCCUCAAUAGGGUGUGCCAAUGGGAUCAAGCUCGUCGAGGGAUCACUGUCAGAAGAACAGUGA